Radiomyces spectabilis is the source of this 2232-nucleotide messenger RNA. RefSeq lists its product as uncharacterized. The coding region runs from base 1 to 2232 and encodes 743 amino acids. The transcript has 3 exons. The record is from RefSeq and is a predicted model, not a curated record. Gene Ontology annotation, cellular component: mitochondrion; cytosol. Gene Ontology annotation, molecular function: protein binding. Gene Ontology annotation, biological process: cell redox homeostasis. Lineage: Eukaryota; Fungi; Mucoromycota; Mucoromycetes; Mucorales; Radiomycetaceae.
AUGCCGCACACAAUGCAAAUGCAGUCCAUUUCGGGCAUCAUCACUCAAACGCACGGGACGAUGGGCGAAGUGCCGCCUCCCCUGGUGGGAGCUUCCGUCACGGUCGUCGACGAUCUCGUUUUUGUGUUUGCCGGUCGACUCGUUUCCUCUCGAAAAAUGACCAACCAUAUUUAUGUGCUCGAUUUGAAAACGCUCACCUGGACUCGUCACAUUCCUUCUCCCGACAGCGAUAAACCACCGAAACCACGCUAUUUCCAUUCCGCAAGUGUAUAUAAGAAAAAAAUCAUCAUAUUUGGUGGCAUGGGCUAUUCGCGAAUCUCGGCAGACGGAUUGUGUGUCCUCGAUGACGUGGCCGUGUUUGACGUCGAAACCAUGUGUUGGAAAAGUUGUACCAUUCGACCCUCGCUGUUUGCCCCCCGACCUCGGUACGCGCAUUUAUCAGCUGUCAGUGAAGAUCGCCUUAUUAUUGUGGGCGGUCAAGACAUGAAUAAUGGUUACCUUGGUGAAAUCAAUGUACUGCAUUUGGAAACAUGGGAUUGGAUCCAAGUCAAAUCGUUGGAUAAACAUAUCGGCGCCUAUCGAUCGAUUGCCAUCACCACCCCUCCAGGGAUCCAUCUCUCACUGCCAAUGAAAAAUAAAACACCGCGAGAAGAAACUUUGAUUUAUCUCUAUACCAAUUACAAUUUUGCCGACGUCAAGCGGGAACUCCAGCUUAUUUAUUCGCCGGGAUCAACUUCAUCCACCAUUGAAGAAUGUUCUUCUCUGAUGGACGGUUCAGUCAUGCCGCCCGGUUUACGUUUUCCCACCGGUUACGUGCUUGGCAACCAUCUCAUUGUCGCCGGCACUUACCUCUCGCCUCAAGUGCAGUCUUACACUGUGUGGUCCCUCAAUCUUAGCACGCUGGUCUGGGCACGGGUCGAAACAGGGCCCGUAUUCAAUUCUGGAUCAUGGAACAAGGCCGUAUUGCAUGAAGAGACCAAUCGAUUGAUCGUGUUUGGACAUCGAGGGAGCAACCUGUUGGAUGACUACAACCACCGUCAAGUGAAUUUCAACCACCUUGUCACCGUCGAUAUGGAAGCCUUUGGUAUUUACAGAUUACCGAAAACAACGUGCUCGACGCUCGCUCAAGAGAUGGGGUUACGUCUUUUGAACGAACCGGCCGUCUCGGAUGUCCACAUUAUUACUCGUGAAAAACAAGUGAUUCCCGUCAAUUCAGCCGUCGUAUCGCAACGCUGGCCUUACUUUGCUUCUCUUUUAAAAGAAUCGCAACAGAUGGAAACCGCCAACACACCCCAAAAACGGUUCAUCGCCUUUCCUUAUCCUUACCCAGUCAUUGUUGCAUUACUGCAGUUCCUUUACACCGACAAUUUAUUGACAGCUCAGCAAUACCAGCCACACAUUCUUUCACAGCUUUUACUGUUUUCUGAUAUGUAUGAUUUACCGCGCUUACGGGAAGUGGCCACCCACGCACUGCAUCAAAUGUUGAACAUGUCAACGGCGCCUUUGAUCUUUGAGACCGCGGCUCUGGCGCAUCAAAUGAGUUUGCAGAUUCGUGCCUUGAAGUUAAUGAUUGCCGCAAGAAAAAUGAUCCAACAACAGCAGCAGAUGCCAAUGGAACAUGAACCUAUGACUCCACGACAACGCACACGAUCGACCCCGAAUGAAUUACCAUCCUCCAAUAUACCGAUGACGCCUUCCCCUUCAGCCUCGUUAUCCACCUCCAAUUAUUCGUCGGCAUUUCCAUCGCCUGCAUUAUCGUCUUCCUCUACGCAACCUCAGUCGUUUUUGCAACAAUACCCGGCGCUUGAACAGCAUACAAGAACGUCUGUCUAUGAUCCAGCUCAGACCCCGUCAUCGUAUCAAAGCAACAGCUCCACCGGUAACAAUUCACCUACAUCGGCCACCCAUCGAAGUCGCACACCUUCGUUCACGGGUCGAUCCACUUAUGGCAACCACACUUUGUCUCGAUCCAUGAUGUCCAUGGGAGGUUUCAGCUUCUCAACGAUGCGAUCCACUCCGUCUCACAGUCCGCCAGCGACUCCGCGGUCGAUGGCCAGUACCAAUGUAGUUGACCAAAAUGCGGUGCGAUCGUCUGCAGUGGAGGCUGACGUGAGUGCCGUGGCAUCGGUACGCAACAGUCCUUUACCUGUGACUGACAAAAAGAAAAAAGAUGGCAGGAAAAAGGAGAGAAAAGCUCUCUUUGAAAGCUUUGGAAGCAAGUUAUUUAAUUAA